AUGGAGAAAGUGGAUCAAAUCAACAAUCCUGCUAGUCCUUACUACUUGCACCCAGGGGAGAAUCCUGGUGCCUCCCUUAUAUCUCAAGUUCUAAAUGAGUCAAACUAUACUUCAUGGAGCAGAAACAUGAGUAGAGCCCUUCUCUCCAAAAAUAAACUGAAAUUCAUAGAUGGAGGAAUCACAAGGCCAAUAAAUGAUGACAGCCUAUUUGAUGCUUGGGAAAGAAUCAAUAUGAUGGUACUAUCUUGGAUUACUAAGACACUCUCACCUCAAAUAGUAGAGAGCGUAAUAUAUGUAGAAAAUGCACAAGAACUAUGGGAAGAAUUGAAAGAGAGAUUUUCUAAGGGUGAUCACUUCAAGUUUUCAGAUUUACUCCAAGAAAUCCAUUCCAUUAAACAGGGUGAAAGAACUGUGAACCAGUAUUUUACAGAUUUAAAGACUUUGUGGGAAGAAUUAGAAUUUUUAAGACCCAUUCCAAGCUGCAGUUGUAAAGUUCCUUGCAGUUGUGAUCUAUCCAAAAACUCACACAAGUACAGAGACAUGGAGCAUGUUAUAUGUUUCUUAAAGGGCUUGAAUGAAUGCUACAGCACUGUCAAAACCCAGAUAUUGCUUAUGGAGCCCCUACCCAAUAUUAAUCGUGUUUUCUCACUCAUCAUACAACAAGCAAGACAAGAGAAACAUGAUCUCAGUCAAAGCGACAUCAAAGUUCUUGCAAACACCACUGAGAGACAAAACCAGUGGAAGAAUAAUCAGGGAUCGAAGGCCUAUGGGCGUGGAAACCCUCCCAGAAAUCAAGGAAGAGGGAGAGGGAGAAACCCCAACUACGGGAAACAGUGUUCCCACUGUCAUAAGAUGAACCAUACCAUUGAUGAGUGCUAUUCCAAGCAUGGAUACCCACCUUGGUACAAAAGAAAUGACAGCAACAGUGAGAACAGCGCUGGACAGAAUGAAUGGGGAUCAGCCAAUACUUGUUCGACCUCUACAGCAACACAGAACAAUCCACAAAAGUGCCAUUCAAAGUUUCUUUCACCCAUGAGCAGAUGCAGAGGAUACUACAAUGCUGGAAAAAGGCUGACAGCCCAUCCCACAGUAUCAGUCAAAUCAAUAAGGACAGUUCCAGAGGACACACAAUUUGGUUAUGUUCUCAUGGAUCAUAGAUACAGGGGAAACAGACCUACGUGA
Vigna umbellata (rice bean) is the source of this 1182-nucleotide messenger RNA. The record is from RefSeq and is a predicted model, not a curated record. Lineage: Eukaryota; Viridiplantae; Streptophyta; Magnoliopsida; Fabales; Fabaceae.